AUGGUCAUGAAUCAAUCCGCGCUUUGCUGCUGUUUGCAUCGGGCAAAGAUGUUCUUCCAUACUAUGGGUGGCAUGGGAGGUAUGGGCAGAGGACAAGAAGGUCCUGUUGACACUCGCCUUUAUGAUCUUCUCAAAGUGAAACCAGAUGCUAGCGAGGAUGAAAUUAAAAAGUCAUAUCGCAGGCUAGCUAAAGAGUACCAUCCUGACAAAAAUCCGGAACAUGGAGACCAAUUCAAAGAAAUCAGUUUUGCUUAUGAAAUUCUAUCAAACCCUGAACGACGUCGUCUAUACGAUAUGCGUGGCAUGGACGGUAUCAAGGAAGGUGGAGGCGGUGGAGGCGGUUUUGGCGCUGACCUCUUCACUCAGAUCUUCGGAGAUGACGAUGAUUCACCGUUCGGCAGCUUCUUCGGCAUGGGUGGCGGUGGAAGACGCAGGGCUCGCCGGAAAUUCCAAGACACGGUGUAUCCGUUGAAUGUCACUCUUGAGGAAGUAUAUAAUGGAAAGACAGCUAAAUUGCGAUUAUCCAAGAAAGCGCUAUGUACAAAGUGUAAAGGAAGUGGCGGAAAAACUGGUCAGUCAUACGAGUGUCAUUCUUGCCGUGGCCGUGGAGUCAAGAAUGUUGUGCAACAAAUUGGUCCAGGAAUGAUCCAACAGAUGCAGGUCAGAUGCCCUGAUUGCCGCGGCGAAGGUACUAGAAUCCCAGAGUCCGACCGAUGCUCUCACUGUAAAGGAGAGAAAAGCGAGGAAGUAAAGAAGAUACUUGAGGUUCACGUAGAACCAGGAAUGAAGCACAAUGACAAGGUCACAUUCCCUCGCGAAGGAGAUCAGUCUGACCCAGACAUUGAACCGGGUGAUGUUGUUAUUGUAAUACAAGUGAAACCACAUGACGUGUUUGAGAGGGAGGGCGAUGAUCUCAUUGCGAAAAAAACUAUAUCCUUGAACGAAGCUCUAUGCGGGUAUGAAAUUCCAUUGAAACAUCUUGAUGGCCGUACUUUAAUUUUGAAAAAUAAGCCAGGAGACAUCAUAACCCCAGAUUGUAUUCGUGGUAUUAUCGGUGAAGGCAUGCCGCAAAGGCGACAUCAUGAUCUUCGUGGAAACCUUUAUGUAAAAUUCGAUGUAGCCUUCCCGAAUGAUCACUUUUUGGAAGACGACACGAAAUACAAAAUGAUCGAAACCGCAUUCCCACCAGUCAGAAAAGUUGCAUAUCCGUCGAAUUGUGAAGAGGUGUCUUUGAUGGAAUAUGAUGAGAAGCGGUAUCGUGGCGGUAGAGGAGGAGGACAAGCUUAUGAAGAAGACGGAUCGGAUGAGGAAAUGGGUGGUCAUCACGGGCCUCAGGUGCAAUGUGCACAAAGCUAGAGUCAUUCUCAAAUCUUCUUGUUUUUUCUUUUUUUCCUCUCGAAUCAUUUGGCGAUACUAUGCUUUGAUUGUGAUCUUUAGAGACUAAUGACUUGGUGAAAUUGUAUUCAGUAGUCCUUCGAAUGAAUGUGCUGUUUAACGCUGUACUGAAAACAUUUGCUGAAAAUGAAUGUCGUUUACUUCAUUUGAAUCGCGUAUAUAGUGUUUUUUCUUGCUUCUGCAAAAUAACAGC
This is a messenger RNA of Cylicocyclus nassatus, 1588 nucleotides long. NCBI's taxonomy places the organism in Eukaryota, Metazoa, Nematoda, Chromadorea, Rhabditida, Strongylidae. The record is from the annotation of a GenBank genome assembly.